AUCGCUGAAACUUAAAAAGAUCAGAGCUUGCGUUAGUUCAAUAUAUAGAUUUUGUAUUGCAACCCCACACAAAACCCAGAUGGAAAUGGCAGUGGAAGGUGGAGGACCUCAAGUCCACAAGAAGGUAAUGGUGGCCAUUGACGAGAAUGAGUGCAGUUACCAUGCUCUUAUGUGGGUACUCCAUAAUCUUAAAGAAUCUAUCGGCAACUCUCCUCUCGUCAUCUUCAACGCUCAGCCUCCUCCCUACCGUAACAACACUUUUGCUGCCUCUCUCGGCACUGCUCGCAUGUACUGUCCCGUCUCUGCCGCUCCGGAGUUUAUCAACAAUGUCCAAGAACAAAACAAGAAAGUUUCAGCGGCUCUCUUAGAGAAAGCUAAGAGUAUCUGCGCUAGCCAAGGGGUGAAUGCUGAGACAAUUUCUGAAGUUGGGGAUGCCCAACAGGCCAUAUGUGAUGCCGUUCAAAAGUUGAACAUCACUCUCCUUAUUUUAGGUGAUCGUGGCAUUGGAAAAAUAAAGAGGGCUUUUCUAGGGAGCGUGAGCAACCACUGCGUUCAUAACGCUAAGUGCCCUGUACUGGUUGUGAAGAAAUCGAGUUGAUUGUAUAAUUCCAAUAUUAACUCGGAAUUAUGCUGCAGUCAAAAGUUGUUUUAAAAGUUUUCUUUGAUAUGAAUGUGAAAAGAAUGAAGCUUGACGGUGGAUGAGUACAUGCAUUGUAUUCAAACAUAAGUGUGAACUCUUAUCUUCUAUUGAAUGCAGUAAAGGAUACAGUUUCGGGUGUCUUUA
Molecule: messenger RNA, 784 nt
Organism: Vitis riparia (riverbank grape)
Lineage: Eukaryota; Viridiplantae; Streptophyta; Magnoliopsida; Vitales; Vitaceae
Product: universal stress protein A-like protein
Exons: 4
Coding region: 80-598 (172 amino acids)
Source: RefSeq, a predicted model, not a curated record